GUGCAUUUACACAGCAAAAGAUUCUGUGUAGCAUAAAUCUUUUUAAGUAGCACAGGGCCCUCUGGUGGUUACUAAAAAUGACAAAAAAUGAUCAAGUUCAAGGCCAAACUCCCCAAUACAUAUACUUGAUAAUCUUCUUUUAGACACCAAUAUGGUGGAAGUGCCGCCACAUGUAAUCAACGUCAUCUUGCCAGAGCAAAGGAGUCACUUCCUGCAGCAGCUGGGCUACAUCCUGGCGACUCUCCUCUUACUGGCUCUUAUCGUGUUGGCUGUCGUUCUCCUCACACGUCACCGGAAAAGACAAGGCCAGGAUUUUGAUCCACGGAAAGUCGAAAGUCCACCUCUGCCGACGGUGACGUAUGUGGGCCACACAUCAUGUGUUAAGAAAGAAUGUGAGCGAAGCAUCCCAGAAGUGAAGUCAAGCAACCAAGAGGAGACGAAGUUGGACUACAAGAACAAUCUUCUGAAGGAAGCGGAAAUGUCCAAACUUUGCUCCCAAAAAGCUAUUGACCUGGACAGAGAGAUGGAGAAGCCAUCUUGGAAAUAAGAGGUACCUUGCCACUGGCUGGUCCAGGGGCAGAUUUGGAAACGGAUGAAAAAUGAAGUGCAGAGAGGUGAUAAUAUGGCAAGGAAAUAAGUGAAAAGGAGAGCAGGACACAGUUGUAUCUUUUUUUU
Messenger RNA from Sinocyclocheilus anshuiensis, 675 nucleotides. Its product is annotated as matrix-remodeling-associated protein 8-like. Gene Ontology annotation, biological process: cell differentiation; cell adhesion. The record is from RefSeq and is a predicted model, not a curated record. Bases 152 to 547 code for a protein of 131 amino acids. The transcript has 5 exons. Lineage: Eukaryota; Metazoa; Chordata; Actinopteri; Cypriniformes; Cyprinidae. Gene Ontology annotation, cellular component: membrane; cell surface.